Molecule: messenger RNA, 1852 nt
Organism: Actinia tenebrosa (Australian red waratah sea anemone)
Lineage: Eukaryota; Metazoa; Cnidaria; Anthozoa; Actiniaria; Actiniidae
Product: poly(A)-specific ribonuclease PNLDC1
Biological process (GO): priRNA 3'-end processing; nuclear-transcribed mRNA poly(A) tail shortening; siRNA 3'-end processing
Cellular component (GO): nucleus; endoplasmic reticulum
Molecular function (GO): 3'-5'-RNA exonuclease activity; RNA binding
Source: RefSeq, a predicted model, not a curated record
AGGUCAAAACGAGAGGUAAAGUCAAAAGCUACACUCGAAUAUGUGUGAAAUCCUGCGAGAAAACUUCGAUGAACGCUUCCCAGAGAUCAAAGAUGUAAUAGAGAGGAGCUCUUUCGUUGCCAUCGAUACAGAAUUUACCGGGCUGUCAACAAAUGACUCUUCUUGUCCAAGUCUUUUUGAUGAAGCCAAAACAAGAUAUAAAAAGCUGAAGAAAUCUAUAUCACAGUUCGUUAUCUGUCAGUUUGGGCUGUGUGCCUUUGUGGAGAUCCCUGAUCAGCCAAACAGGUACCAAGCAUAUGCUUUCAAUUUUUAUCUCUUCCAACCUUCUUUUGGACCAGUGGAUUGCAGAUUUUUGUGUCAGGCAUCCAGUCUUCAUUUCCUGUCCAAGCACAAUUUUGAUUUCAAUAAGUUUAUUCACCAUGGUGUCCCAUAUUUGAAUAAAGACCAGGAAGAGGAAAUCAGAAAACAACAUAAGGAACAGUCCUUGUAUUCUGGUACCCAAUCCUUGGAGCUGAGAGGCCUCGAUGAUCAAAUCAGCUCAAGUAUCAGUAGAACAGAAUCAUGGUUAGAACAUGCACAUGAAGGAGACAAGAUCACACUUGAUUCUGAGAAUUAUACAGGUCAAUAUCUACUAUUUACUGAACUGAAGAAUCAACUGAAUCCUGAGCUAGUGAAAUGUGAAGUUACAAACAAUCUGAAGAUUGUUGUAACGAGGCAAAAAAGUUCCAGUAAAAAGAAGAUCAAGGAACAGCAGACAAAAGAAGAAGAAAAAAUUUUACUCUCUGUCAUUGGAUUUUCAAGGAUCAUUAAACUGUUGAUUAAACUAAAAAAGCCACUAGUCGGACACAACCUGUUAACAGAUCUAUUGCUUCUUUACGAUAAGUUUAUCAAACCUUUACCAGAAAAGUAUGCUGAUUUUAAGGCCAACUUACAUAAGGCAUUCCCUUUCGUGUAUGAUACGAAGCACCUGGCAUUCAAAAUCCGUAAACAUCAGAAAUUAAAUAAUAAUUGUACUUUUCUGGACAAUACUAACCUUGAAGAUUUGCAUGCAGCACUUAGCAGCGAUGAAGCAAAGUUCUUUGUGUUGUAUAAUCCAGGUAUUGAUUUAGCAGAUAUUUCUCAAAAAUAUGGAGAAGAACAACGCCCUCAUGAAGCUGGUUAUGAUGCUUACUUAUCAGGAUUUGUUUUCUUGAGAAUGACACAUCUUUUUGCAGCAAAAUUACAAAAAUCUCAACUGUUCAAGCCUUUUCCAUUUUCAAAGUUCAUCAAAGUUUUACAGCCUUAUGAGAACCAAGUGAAUAUUCCAAGGGCAACAAUACCUUUUGUUAAUCUAUCUGGUAAUGACCCGCCAUCUGUUCGCCCCCAGUGGUUUUUUGUGGAGUCAAACGUCACGCAACCAUUGUCAGGUCAUAAGGUCGCAAAGCAGUUUGUUCGGUUUGGAUCAGUGGACGUUAAGAUAAUAGAUCAAUGUCAUGCAGUUGUUGCUGUUGCUCAUCACAGAAGAGUAGACAAUGUCCUAAAAUUGGUGAAAAAGAAUAAGAGUACCACAGUCAGACUGUAUAAUUCUCUGUAUGACUCGUAUUUGAUGAGGAACCUUAUCUGGUCUGGAGGUGUGUUCACCACCUUAUCUCUGUGUAUCGGUGCUGGUCUACUAAUAUGGAGAGUUCUUAAGUGAACUAACGAACACUCCUUACUAUACAUUCCACUCUAGUAAGAAAAUUCCAACAAUGUAUCUUUACUUAUCCUCCAUUGUAAUGAGAAAUAUAUUAAUUCAAUCGUUAAAUCUUUAUUUAUUUAUUAUUAUUAUUAUAAAGAGUUGGAUUUUUAACAAUUUACAUAAUAAGUUAGAAUA